Molecule: messenger RNA, 1597 nt
Organism: Capsicum annuum
Lineage: Eukaryota; Viridiplantae; Streptophyta; Magnoliopsida; Solanales; Solanaceae
Product: probable disease resistance protein At4g19060
Biological process (GO): defense response to other organism
Molecular function (GO): ADP binding; ATP hydrolysis activity
Source: RefSeq, a predicted model, not a curated record
GAGAAGUAAUAAUGCUCACUGGUUUGAAAAUCCGAGAUCUUCUCUGGCCUUGGAAUAGUUAGGAAGCCGUUUAGCUCGAGAAAUCGGCUAGUGAGUUUCACAGCUGCAUUAGCUAACGGCAGCUGGACCAUGUUGAAGUUGGAGUAAGGUUCGAUGUUUUCGUCAGUUAGUCCUGAAAGACAUACUGAAACUGUUUGGGGCAAACAUCGCAGCAGAGUUUUAUGAUUCGAUAUUCUUCAGGAAGGAAAAACAGAUGUAACAACUUUAUAUUCAUAAUUUAGGUCAUGUUCUAUACAGUUUACAGGCCCCUUUUUUUUGUUCUUGGGCUUCGACAUCUGGCGUAAAACAAUAAUUUGUGCACUUUAGCGUAACCUGUUUGAGUCUCAGCCACGGCAUCUUGAUGCCACAAACAAUGCAAACUAGUCUGUUUGAGGUGGACGUGGAAGAGGAUGAAGAUGCCCUAUGCAAAAGUUUCAAUGGAAGUUUUGAGAAGGGUGUUUGGACAUAAAACAUGGACACAUGCAUGUAUAAAGUUAAAUAAGUAGGCACAGGCAUCCUCACUGGCAUCUACAUGGCUAUCUCACACAAAUUACGACGUAGUUUAAGUACCUACUUGUGCAUGCCCAAAGUUUGGAUGGCAUUAAUGCUAGUUCAGGCCAAGUUAAUGGACACAUUUAUGUAUUACGCCUUAUAAGGUAUUACACACAUCUUUAAUUUAACACCACAAGAUUGAGAAAUCUCUCUUUAUUUUCUAUAACUUUGUGCCCCUGACACUUAAAUUACUGAUGUGUGACAUUAUAUAACAACGGAAAUAUGACUACAACAUAAUCUCAACUACUAGGUAAUAUCUAGUUGUAUCUUUUUCUUCCAUUGAAACUUUUCCUGCCAAGUGCUUUGGAAUGGCUGGCAAAACUGAAGAAUAUCUACUGAAUAAACUUGAUGGAGCACUCGAGCAAGCUCAGGGAAGUGAAGAUUGUCUAUCAAAGAUCCUCUUUGAUAUCCAAACGCAUUUUAAAAACGUAAAUAGUUUGCUCCGAGAGGCUAAAAAUGGUGAUCAUUCGGAUGCUGGUGAAUCGAGCCGUAGGGGAAUGCUAUACUAUCUCCUCAAUGCUCUUGCAAAGUGGCAAAUGUUACUGGAAAGGAAGCGCGUUUAUUCCCCUGAGGGAAUCCGAUUCGCUGUUGCACUUAAUAGAGAAUUGAAAACAAUGGAAAGUAGCCUUAAAGGCGAAACAUCAACGAUUGGUGGUGGUGGAAGUUCAGAGAGGGAACGUGAUGAUGGACAGAGCAAAUCUCAUGACAGGUGGAGCAACCGGACAGUGGAUCGAAGCAGGGUAUUCGGUUUUAAUGAAAAGGAGAAUUUCAUGGAGAGAUUUCUUAUUCGGAGGGACAACGAAGUUAAGGGAUUCAAGGCAAUUGGCAUUUAUGGUGUAGCCGGAGUUGGAAAGACGACACUUUGCCAAUUGACUUUCAAUAACGAGCAAGUAACGAACGACUUCUUUCCUCGGAUUUGGGUUUGUAUGUCAAAAUCCCCCGAGGAUGUUGUUGACUACAGAGAAGAGGUUGUCCGGAGGAUGCUCAAGUGUCUUGGUGUUGAAGA